AUGGCGAAGAUUGCUUACCCAACCAUCUCGCAAAGGGCAACUUUUGACUCACGCCAUUUCAAAUCCCCCUUGAAAAUAGCUCUAGAAGAGCACAUCAGCACCAAUAUAUUCAAUCCCACCGAAACGCUUCCGCCGCAAAGUCUCACAGCAGAACUCCCCUACAUGAACCCCGACUUUGUGGCGGAUACGAAGGAUCGUCUCACAAACAUUGAUGUUCGGGUUCAGGCGAUGGAUCGGGCCGGCAUCGCUCUGACUAUCAUUUCGCUGACGAUGCCCGGAAUCGAGGGCAUUUUCGAUCCUGCCAUCGCCGUAUCGAUGGCAAAGAAAGUGAAUGACGAGAUCCACAACUUGUAUACAACUGGAAUCCACGCGAAAAGAUUUCGUGCAUUUGGAGUCGUCCCAAUGCAGGACCCUGAGGCUGCGACUGUUGAGCUUGAGCGAUGCAUCAAAGAGCUAGGCUUUGUGGGGGUUUUGGUGAACGGAUAUUCUAAUGUAGGUGGGGAAAGUAUGAUUCAGUAUCUUGAUGAACCAGCUUGUGCGCCCUUCUGGGCUAAGCUCGAAGAACUAGAUGUUCCUCUUUACCUUCAUCCACGUAUUCCACCACCCGACCAGAUGCGCAUCUAUAAAGGAUAUGAGUUCCUCGCAGGUAGUCCCUGGGGCUUUGGUUUAGAAACAGCUACACAUGCUCUUCGACUAAUAGCUUCCGGGCUGUUUGACCGUCAUCCUCGCCUAAAAGUCAUCCUCGGUCACUGUGGCGAAGGUCUUCCAUUCUCACUUUAUCGGAUUGAUCAUCGAAUCCGUCAUUUUCAAGAUGGCCUGCUUCACUGCAAGUUGCGGAUGCAGGACUACUGGGAAAGGAACUUCUGGGUAACGACAUCGGGUGUUUUUAGUGAUGGAGCAUUCGCGCAGACUUUGAAACAUUGUGGUGAAGACCGUGUGUUAUGGAGUGCCGACUACCCAUACGAGGAUUAUGAUGAAGUUUCUCAUUGGUUUGACACCUUAGAGAUUAGUGAGCACACUAGGGCGACAGUGGGAUGGAAGAAUGCAGAGAGGCUCUUCAAUCUGAAAGCAAGCGACGCAAUCGCAUAA
Exophiala bonariae is the source of this 1089-nucleotide messenger RNA. RefSeq lists its product as uncharacterized. Gene Ontology annotation, molecular function: carboxy-lyase activity; hydrolase activity. Bases 1 to 1089 code for a protein of 362 amino acids. Gene Ontology annotation, biological process: secondary metabolic process. Gene Ontology annotation, cellular component: cytosol; cytoplasm. The transcript has a single exon. The record is from RefSeq and is a predicted model, not a curated record. Lineage: Eukaryota; Fungi; Ascomycota; Eurotiomycetes; Chaetothyriales; Herpotrichiellaceae.